Molecule: messenger RNA, 2194 nt
Organism: Anolis sagrei ordinatus
Lineage: Eukaryota; Metazoa; Chordata; Lepidosauria; Squamata; Anolidae
Gene: SRRM4
Product: serine/arginine repetitive matrix 4
Biological process (GO): neuron maturation; regulation of RNA splicing; mRNA processing
Cellular component (GO): nucleus
Molecular function (GO): mRNA binding
Source: RefSeq, a predicted model, not a curated record
AAACCGAGUCUGCCUUGGCACAGAGAGGCAGAGAGAGAGAGGCAGAGCAAGCAUCCAGCAUCAUCUUCUCUUGCCUCUCGGCUCCCAUCUCCAUCACUCCAGGGCUUGCCCCCCAUCCUGGCCGGUGUGUUCCCCUUCCAGACGAAGCCUGUCCCUUAUUGAACCCCAAAGAGAAGGGGGGUCCUGAAGGGACUGCGGCUGCCUGGUGUUGGGGAGCGCAUUUCAGCACCGCGGAGAGCUCCGGAGGCAGCCGCAUCCAGCAGCAUCUCCACGCAUGGCGAGUGUCCAAGGGGGCGAGAAGCAGCUCUUUGAGAAGUUCUGGCAAGGGACCUUCAAAGCCGUGGCCACCCCGAGGCCUGGCAGCGUCAUCGUGGCCAGCAUCACCGCCCGCAAGCCCCUGGCCAGUGUCGAAACGCCCAGCUAUCUGUCGCUUUCAACUGGGGAGAAAUCCUUCAGGGAACCUCAUCCGGUUCAAGAGACUUCAAGCACCAAUGGCUGUGUGAGGCACAGAUCACGAAGCCCAUCUUACAAUGAGGAAUUUUCACCGCCUCCUCCAAAGGGGAAGAAGAAGAAGAAGAAAUCUACGCGGAAGAAGAGACGGAGGUCUCCAUCCUGCAGCAUCUCUCCUCUGAAGAAGAAGAAGAAAAAGAAGAAUUCCAAGAAGAGGAAAAGGAGCAGGUUGUCGUCAAAGAAGAGAAGGCACAGUUCCUCGAGCCCCAAAAGCAAACGGAAAGAGGAGAAAAAACACAAGAAACACUCCCACAGCCGCUCUCAAAAAUCCCACCGCUCCCACCAUCGGCGCUGCAGCUCGGACUCGGAGAGUACCAAUUCCCUUUCGGAAAGUUGCGGAAGCCGGCCUCGCACUCGACCCCAAGAAGAAGGCCACAAAACACAAUGGAAGCAUGCCCUGCGCUCUUCGAAGAGUGCCCGAAAGUCGACCGGCACUGCAGAGGUGACCGUGGCCACCCCGUCCCUGGGCAGGCCUCUCUUGAACAACCGCCCCCUCCCUGCCGCCGAAGUGAUUUCAAAGGCUGGAGUUUCUAUUGACCUUUCUCAAAAAGCAGAGGGUCAGCUUGUCCAGUUAGCCAAAAGCAACAGAGAUCCCCGUGAAUACGACUCGGGGAAUGACACCGCCUCCCCUCCAUCCGCUCGGACAAGUGCUUCCAGGUCAAAGGCCAGCGAAGAAGCCAACUGCCCAGUCCCCGAUGGCUUUGACCGGACCUUCUCUCCUGGGAAGGCCAAUGGUGGGAGCACCUCCGAUUCUGGCAAUUCCUUCACCAGCUGCCUCUCCCGGACCAAAGGAGCAGCCUUGGGCGAUCCAGCCCCAUCUCCACAGAUCCAAGAGAAAGCUCAAAGAGAAACGCCAUUACAAUUGCUCAGCCAUUCUGAGAGGAAGAAAGCCAGCCUCGUCUCAGCCCCUUUCAAUCGCUCUCCACUUAGUCCUUGUGUCCGAAACACGUCCUCUUCAAGCCGGUCAUCUCCAGAGUCUAGCCAGUCCCAUUCAUCAUACCACAAGGCCAGUCCAAGGUCAUCCCAUAGCAGAUCCUGUUCAUCGGAUACAAGGUCUUAUUCUCGUUCUCCCAGCUACUCACCGAAGUCACACAAGCGGGGUUCCGAAAGCAGGGGUUCGAGGCAACAGCGUAGCCCCAGCUAUUCCCGAUACAGCAGAGACCGCGAACCAGAUCACAAGUAUGGCUCCACCGGGAAGGACUCCCACAGGCAUCGUGGUCACCGGCAUCGCAAACCAUCUUAUUCCCCACUGAGGAAGCGCCGGAGAGAUUCGCCCAGCCACCUAGAGGCACGUCGCAUCACAAGUGCCCGGAAGCGCCCGAUCCCGUACUACAGGCCUAGCCCUUCGUCAUCAUCCUCUCCCAGCAGCAUCAGCAGCUAUUCCUCUUGGUACAGUAGCUUGAGUCCCUCUCCCAGCCGGAGCAGCCGGAGCUAUUCCAACAGCAGGACCAGCCGGAGUCGGAGCUGGAGCAGCAACAGUAGCUCAGGGGCAAGGCACAGCCGUCGGAGUUGCAGCCGGAGCUCUGGGUCCACCGGCAGCUAUGCCAGCAUGCGGCGCUAAGGGAUCCCCGGAAGCUGUGGUGGCAUGGGCUCCUUUACUUUUGGUGUUUUUCGGACCCCGUUGAUGGAAUGCUUGCUUUUCGGUUCAAAGGACAUGUGUUGGUUUGCGGAAGGCAAGUGAUGC